AUGUGGAUUUUGGCGUUGGGGGAUACUGAGCUUUUAUCUCUGUCCUCAGAUAAGAUAUUGGAAUUGAAGAAGCCAUCCUGCACAGAUGCCUUAGUGCUCCGCCGAAAUCCAAACCCUGAGGCUAAAGCUGAGGAUGGGCCUUUUAAAGUCAGUAUGGAUGAGGACAGCUCUUUCAAAGACAAGCGGCCAGUUGCAUCUACACCUAUACCUGGAUCACCAUGGUGUGUAGUGUGGACAGGUGACGACAGGGUGUUUUUCUUCAAUCCCACCAUGCAUUUGUCAGUAUGGGAGAAACCAAUUGAUCUAAAAGACCGUGGAGACCUCAAUCGAAUCAUUGAGGACCCGCCACAUAAACGCAAGAAAGACUCUUUAGACGAUGGCUCAAAUGCUGAUGCUGAUGAUGAGGAUGAUGAUGAAGAGGAACAUAGUUUAAAGACUAAACGUUACAAACUGGACCAUCCUGUUGAGUGUGAAGGAAAAAAUGGAUCAUCUCUUCGGAUGGUUCUGCCGCUGGAGCACCGGAUCAGCCACUUCAGAGACAUGCUUCUGGAAAGAGGGGUGUCCGCGUUCUCCACCUGGGAGAAAGAACUGCAUAAAAUUGUAUUUGAUCCGCGGUACCUGCUGCUAAGUCCAGAGGAACGAAAACAGAUUUAUGAUCAGUUUGUCAAAGCAAGAAUGGAAGAGGAGCACAAAGAGAAAAAGUGCAAACUCCAGCAAGCGAAAGAAGAGUACAGAAAACUGCUAGAAGAAUCAAAAGUCACAUCCAGGUCGACGUUCAAAGAAUUUUCAGAAAAGUGUGGAAAAGAUCCGCGAUUCAAACAGGUUCUGAAGAGGAAAGACCAGGAGCUGUUUUUCACCCAGUUCAUCAAUGUGUUAAAGAAGCGGGACAAGGAGAACAGAAUUCGUCUGAGGAAGAUGAGAUGAGUGUUUGCAGACAGGGCUGUGAACUCUUUACAGUACUGUGAACUGAGUUCCUGUGACUGUUUAUCACAGUGUAUACCGAGAUACCAUCUGCCCAUGUUUCUUACCAAACCUCAGGGCAGUUUGCUUUUCAAUGACUUGACUUUCCAACAAACCGAACAAAGGCAGAACCAGCUGAGUAUAAGCAGCAGUUUGGAAAUGAACUCUGUAUAUCUGAAUGUGUUUCAUAUUGAAGCUCUUAAUCUCCGGAGUAUUACAAGAUUCUGCAAUCACAACUCUGAACACGAAUACAGAGUUUGACUCACUGGAAGUAUCUAAAGCCAUUGACCUGUGCACACAGGUGGAAAAUGAUUUUUAUAUUAAUUGUACAUAAGUGUUGACUUGCCUGGCGCUGUGCUAAAAGUGACCGUUGAAGUGAAAUCAUUUUGUCAGAGUGUGACACAGAUUCUCCACAGCAUCGGUGAGAAUCAGUAAGUGGUGUUGUGUAUCCAUAGAAUUUUUC
Molecule: messenger RNA, 1423 nt
Organism: Carassius auratus (goldfish)
Lineage: Eukaryota; Metazoa; Chordata; Actinopteri; Cypriniformes; Cyprinidae
Product: transcription elongation regulator 1-like protein
Exons: 8
Coding region: 1-924 (307 amino acids)
Cellular component (GO): nucleus
Molecular function (GO): transcription coregulator activity; RNA polymerase binding
Source: RefSeq, a predicted model, not a curated record